GUAAUUAAUACAGUGUUUUCUUGUUAGCCGGCUUUGGUGCUUCCCAUUUUCCGGCGAAAAGUCUCAUUUCCUGUGAAGAUAGUGUCCUAGUUGGUGGUAUAAAUUGUGAAUUUUGCAAAUCUGGAUGAGUUAUGUGAGAUUAUGAUCACCGCUUCUGAGCCUCUGGAAUUUAUUCCCCGGGGACGUCAGGCGGUGGAGACACAUCCUGGCCCCUCUAUGCAACAUCAGGACAGCAAUGUCCCACCUGGAGACAAUUUGCUGCUAUAUCGCCUGCAGAAUUUCAGUAUAUCAUCCGAUGAGACUACUGCAGAAUUUUGGCACUUGGAAGAGGUCUUUGAGGAGCCCCAGCGCGACGAGGAGGAUGAAUUUGGUGAGUCUGGAAGUAUAUCCAAUCUCAAUUUUCUCCACACCUAUCAAGCCAACUCCGAGGAUGAGUUGUAUGUGAAGGGAAAUACUGCUGUGUGGAGUCAGGGAUUGCAGGGUGAUGAUGAUCAUGUUGCUCCUCGGGUUUGCUUCACCUGUGACACUCCCAUCAAAUUUGCCUUUUUCUGCACUCCGUCAUUCAUGGAAUCGGACAAUAGUGCGGAUUCUGAGGAUGCCGAGAGUAAGGAUGUGAAGCGUCGUGGGAUUUGUUUGAUUGAUUCCACGAGUCUUCGGGUCUAUCGCGAUGAUGGGGAGGAUUUUCUGUGUGCUCUGGAAUUUCAAGUGUCCAAUGUGUGGAAUACUGAGCAUGGAAUUUUGCUAGAGAAGGAAGCAUCGUCAAUGAUGCUUCAGCCCGAUACAGUCUUGCCAAUGCCAAGAGUAUUUUCCCUAACGCAUCCUCUCGAUGAAAUGUCUCCAGUUCUCAUUAAGAGUUUCACUGGCUGCAUCAGUUACCUAACAGAAGUCGACUAUAAAUUGAUCAGUACAGAUCAGACAAAUAACAUUGUCCUGAUGUUUGACAAUAAAAUCGGAAAGCAUUUUGUGUGCAGCCUGAGAAAGGCAACAAUUGAAGAGACAAAUACAGUUGCUGGAAAUACUUUUGACAGCACUGCCAAUACCACAUCAUUCCCCGGAACACCCUAUCACACUGGCCAUCAGGCAUCCCUAUACAAAUCUGCAGCUCUCUACACAACAAAAAUGCACCAAAGUCAUCUCCAACCCAAUUUAAAUACAACUUUCUGGUCAUUUACCAAUCGAAUGUCCGGAUCUCCAGCCAGUUGGGCGUCAUCUAACCAAACAGCCCAUCCUCGGUCAUCGCAAUCGCCUCUGGCGCGACUCCAGAGCUCCCUGGGACAAUCGUCACCGUCAGUGAGUCUGAGGAAAUUGGGCCAGGCCCAACCCUCGAAGCCCAUUGUCCCUGAAUUCUGCCUUGUGUACCUCUGGAGUGAACCGUCAAAUGCCAAAACAGAAUUCAUCGAAUGCGCCUCAAAGGGAUUCCUGCACACAGAUCUCGUGGGGCAACUCUUUCUCUGCUACCUCUUGCCCAGGAAUGCAAAACUGAUCCUAGUGCCAAUUGUCAGAACAAAGGAAUCAGAGUUUCAUUUCUUUGGAAAGACGACGGCGAUCAAGGCAAAAGAUGCCACAGUGUUGAACAGGAUGAAUAUGAUCACAGUUCUGGCGCCCUGUGGCACAAUUAUGCUCUAUUCGGGGCCAGUUAAUGUGGGAAAAGUUCACGUGGGCGGAGUCCUGUCGAGUUUUGCUCUAAUGGACAGAUUGGGCUCACUGAAUUUUCCCCGGAGGAGCAGUUUGCUGCCAACAGCUCCGCCAGAGUCGCAAAUUGAAGAUGAACUGAAUAUGUUUUCACCGGUUCAUCCACUCUCAUCGGCCAGCACGAGCAAGAAUACUGCUGGAAGCACUUGCAUAGGACUUCGGGAUCCCACGGGAAAUCGACUGAAUCUGAUGUAUUCAGGUGGUAAGUUAUUUCGAAUAACUCUGCCAUUAAUCUGUGAGAAUAGCCUUGUUGCACGAUGCCUUUUGACCCUGAGGCAAGUGUUGAACAGUGAUAUGGCUAUUCAGGUGAUGGUAAAGUGGUAUGGUAUUAAAAAUGCCCCGGGUACUACAAAUAUGACCCCAAAUAAGGAGUGGACAAUGUUCAAAAAUCUCCUACUUGAAAUGCUUGGACGUUCCUCCAAUAGUCCUGAUGCAUCAUCAAGUUCUCAGUCAAAUGUGUCGUCGGAAGAACCGAAAAAACGUAGGAGGAAUGACAAUUCAAAUGGUUCGGAUUCUGAUUGGGAGUAUUUGAUGCAGAUGCGUCGGGAGAGUACGUUUAUGGCACGAGGGUGUGGUGGAGAGAAUGUAGAAGCAAUUCCUAUGAAAAAUGACACUUCUACUCUUCUCUUUGCACAUUUACCACUGAUACUGUUCUCCCUGCAUCUUCUGUAUGAAGAUUUGAAGCUCAGUAUGAGUACACAACAAUAUCUUCAGCCUAUGGCUGAGUUUCUCUAUCAACUUGCAAUGGAUCUCAAUUUAGAUCAAUAUUGCCUUCACUAUUAUUUGGAUUUUCCGCAUUUAGCACAGAAAAUCUCUAUGAGUUACUUAACGGAGACGGAUUUGACAAGUUUGCAGAAUCUCAAUUUAAUCUUGUCUACUGCUAUCCCGAGGAUAUAUAAGCAUGUGUAUGAUAUUGUGAAGUUGGAUAGAGAUUCUCAAUUGGAAACACUCGAGGCGUUUCCGUAUGUGGCAAAGGUGAAUAGUUUGUCGCGGAAGAUCAUAAAGGCAAUUGUGUAUUUCCAUUUUGGGGAGGAAGCAUCGAAAAAAUGUGUUCGGGAGUAUGUUCCGGUGACGGGAAAAGUUGUUGCGGAUGAAGAUGGGGUGUCGUUGAAAAAUAUUGGGAUAAAUAGAGAGGUGAUUUCACAACUGCCGCCAGCGAUUAAUUUUGUGAUUAUUCAGUUUUUGGAGAGAUAUAAAUCAAAUCCACCUCUUGGAUGUGACAGUGAUACAUAUAGAUUACUUCUGAGGUCAGAUCUUGUGUCACAUGCUUCGUGUGGGGAGGAGAGUAAGAAAUUUGUAGAUACGAGGAAGUAUGCCAAUGAACAUUCCCUAACACCUCGUGUAACGCAAAAUCCCACGUUAAAUGGGAAGACCGAGGGGCGAGCUGAGGAAGAUGGCAUGGAAGAUAUUGAUUCAAAACUCUUCUGUCUUCGUUUUCCGGAUGAUUUGCGUAUCCAUGAGGUACGACGGUUGCUCAAUAGUGCCAAUCCUGUGACCAUUGACAUUGUUCAAGGGCCUAAUGUCACGGAUCAUGAUUUCAUUGAGGAGAAGGAAAAGCAACUUUUUUCUCUGUGUACACGAACUAUGGCUUUGCCUUUGGGUAGAGGGAUGUUUACAUUGCGAACAACCAAUCCAACAUCAACGGAAUCUCUGCCAAUUCCCAAACUCUGCCUCACUGGCAAAGAAAUUCUCAAAGGGGCAACAAUUGAAUUGCAGCAAAUUGAAGUGCCACCAAAUAUGAAUUGUUGGCCGCUAUUUCACAAUGGCGUAGCAGCUGGACUUAGAAUAACGCCACAGGCAAAGGAUAUUGAUUCAACAUGGAUUGUUUACAAUAAACCCAAAGGAUCAUCUGAUGUUUCCAUUGAGCAUGCUGGACUUUUGAUGGCUCUUGGCCUCAAUGGGCAUCUCAAGAGUUUGUCAUUCAUGAGUAUCUACGACUAUCUACGGAAAUGUGAUGAAAUGACGAGUAUUGGACUUCUAUUGGGCAUAUCGGCAGCUCAUAGGAAAUCUAUGGAUAUGACCAUUACCAAACUUCUAAGUGUUCACAUUGAGGCUCUUUUGCCGCCAACAGCUCUUGAAUUGGAUAUCCAACAAAAUACCCAAGUGGCUACCCUAAUGGGAGUUGGGCUAGUUUAUGAAGGUACAGCAAAGCGUCAUAUGGCCGAGAUUCUACUUCAGGAAAUCGGAAGACCUCCCGGUCCGGAGAUGGAAAAUUGCGUAGAGAGAGAAUCUUACGCAUUAACGGCAGGAUUAGCCCUUGGACUCGUGACGCUUGGUCAGGGAGAGACUCCAACGGGCCUUCGAGAUCUCGAACUGCCAGAUACACUGCACUAUUACAUGAUAGGGGGCAACAAACGACCACUAACAGGGGCUCAAAGAGAGAAGUACAAAUUGCCGUCCUUCCAAAUUCGCGAAGGAGACACAGUCAAUAUUGACGUGACAGCUCCAGGAGCAACUCUAGCCCUAGGAUUGAUGUUCCUACAGACGGGCAAUCAAGCAGUAGCCAAUUGGAUGAUGCCACCGGAUACGAGGUACUUGCUAGACUUUGUACGACCAGAUCUACUGAUGUUGCGCAUGAUUUCACGUGGUCUCAUCAUGUGGGAUAGUGUUGAGCCGACAAAAGAAUGGCUCAAUCAGCAAUUCCCAGCUGCUCUGCAAUUUGACCUCAAACGUGGUCCAGAUCCAGAGGAUACAAGUGACAUUGACCAUGAAGCUCACUGUCAGGCAUACUGCAAUAUUACCACAGGUGCUGCCUUCUGUAUGGGUCUCAGGUAUGCAGGAACGGAAAAUCCCAUAGCAUACAAGACACUCAAGGAUCUAGUUAAACUUUUCCUGUCCAUGGGUGGGCAGUAUGUUGGAGAGUAUGCAGGAAAAGCCACUGUUGAAUCUUGCCUGACAAUGAUUGUUCUUUCGCUGUCACUGAUCUUUGCUGGAUCUGGAAAUCUUGAUAUCUUGCGAAUAAUAAGGCUUCUGAGGACGCGAAUUGGCGCAACGAAUGCUCAUGUGACUUAUGGAUCUCACAUGGCUCUUCAUAUGGCACUGGGAUUCCUUUUCCUAGGUGCUGGACGGUAUACUCUGUCUACAAGUCAGAGUGCCAUUGCGGCUCUUGUGUGUUCGCUCUUUCCCAAAUUUCCCACUCACAGCAAUGACAAUCGAUACCAUCUACAGGCAUUUCGUCAUCUCUACGUACUUGCCAUUGAAGCAAGGCUGUUCCUGCCCAGAGAUGUUGAUACAGGGAAAUUGAGCCUCUGCAACUUGGCAUGUAUUAAAAUAGGAUCAACAGAAAUCAUUCAAUUGCCAAUAGCUCCGUGUAUUCUGCCGGAAUUGAAUACACUGCAAACGGUGAUUAUGAAUGAUCGAUACUAUUGGCCCAUACGAUUUGAUAGAGACAGCAAUUGGCAUCAAUUGGAAAAAAUUCUCGAGAAGUGUGGAUGUGUCGAUAUUAAGAAGAGAGCUGGAUGUUUAUCAUUACUUGAAGAUCCAAAUCGGCUUAAGAGUCUUCUUGCAAAGUCACUCACUUCUGAACAGUUUAGCACAUGGCGGAUUAAGCCAAAGAGUCUGUUGUCCUUCUCGAGUGAUACAUUUGUGGAGAUUUUCGUGGACAAGUUUCUGCUUGGCCUCGAAGAUGUCCCAGUGUGUGAUCAGGAACAGGAAUUAACAGAAUUGCUAAUGACCCAAUUCUACAAUUGUCUCAUUCAGGAUCGUCUCGAGGCACUGCCAAUUUUUAUAUCACUCGUUCUAAUUAUUCGGCGGAUUAAUUUUAAACCGUGCACCCAAGAUAUUUGGCAAUUUAAAAUUAUUGAUGCCACCCUGAAAAAAUCACAGAUUUCCCAGAUAGAUAGUCUUCUGUCGAGGGAAAUUUUGCAGUCGCUUGAAUUGAAGUUGAUGUCUUGCAUUGAGACAUGGGGAAAUGAUUGUUUCAAUCUCAUGAAACAAUUUCUCUUCUCGUCAAGCAUUAAUUUUCUUCAGGAUGGAAAUUUGUCAACAGUGACUCUGACAAAAUUGGCCAUUCUCGUUGUAUUUUAUGAUCUUCCAAUAAAUGUGCUGAAUUUUGUUGAUCUCAGGGGACAACUGAACUAUCUGGGAAUGCUAGUGGAGCUGAAGCGUCUCAAACUCGAUACAAACUCUAUUCACUGUAUUUCGAAGAUUCUCCUAAAUUCCAUUUAAAUUAUCUAUGUAAUAUGCAAAAUUAUUAAAAAGAAAAUAUUUUUGAACA
Messenger RNA from Phlebotomus papatasi, 5908 nucleotides. RefSeq names its product anaphase-promoting complex subunit 1 (gene shtd). Lineage: Eukaryota; Metazoa; Arthropoda; Insecta; Diptera; Psychodidae. Gene Ontology annotation, biological process: protein K11-linked ubiquitination; anaphase-promoting complex-dependent catabolic process; metaphase/anaphase transition of mitotic cell cycle. The transcript is spliced from 6 exons. Gene Ontology annotation, cellular component: anaphase-promoting complex. Bases 142 to 5859 code for a protein of 1905 amino acids. Gene Ontology annotation, molecular function: molecular adaptor activity. The record is from RefSeq and is a predicted model, not a curated record.